Trypanosoma rangeli is the source of this 561-nucleotide messenger RNA. RefSeq lists its product as uncharacterized. Lineage: Eukaryota; Euglenozoa; Kinetoplastea; Trypanosomatida; Trypanosomatidae. Bases 1 to 561 code for a protein of 186 amino acids. The transcript has a single exon. The record is from RefSeq and is a predicted model, not a curated record.
AUGUUUGCCAGAGGCACGGCGAUGGAGUCGAUGGUGCGGAUGAGCCAAAAUGUGCUCAGCCGCGUUGUGGCGCAGGAACGGGAUAACGCCAUCCUGCAGGGUGAUGUGCGGCUGCGUGAGGAGGAGGCGCAGCGGGCGGAAACGGAAGAGCGGGUCGCUUUUGCAGAGGUGGAGGUUUCGCUGCAGGAGGUGGUGCGCUUGUGUCUUUUAUGUGCCACUUCAGUACCGGACGAGGCGGUGGUGGACGCGGUAGUGCGGCAGCUGACGCAGCACAUUGGCGAGGAGGCGGCGGCGGCGGCGCAGUCCUUCGCUUUGGAGGCGCAGCAUGAGAGGGUGGCGCUUCUCGCCCGUCGCGCGGCUGCGGAAGAGGAGAAAAGGGCCCAUAACGACGAAGACGCGUGUCGUCAGGAAUGCGCCGAACGCACAGUCGAUGAAGAGGUGGCACAGCACGAGCGACUAGAAAUCAUGCGGGUGGAGCAGGAGCGCCUGGAACUCGAGCGACGUACGGAAUUGACAACACUGCGGUACGCCCGUGAACUGUUUCACGUGAACGUGGACUGA